AAGUUGGUGGGAGGACCACGUACACCAUUUUUCUGCUUGCCAUCACGGCCGUCACAGGAUCCACAGAUAAUUCUGGCAGUGCUUUGGCACCAUGUGUCUGUUGGGGUGGAGGAAGGGGAAUGUAUCAGAGCAAAGUCUUCUCAGUUCUUCUGGAACAACAAGAAGUCAGCAGCAGUGGGUGACAGCUUUGCACUGAUAUGCUCUAAUAAAUCAGAUGUAAUUAUGGUAACCUGGAAAAUAAGCCCCAAGACUGGAGGCCACUGCACCUUGGGAUACAGGGCUGAUCUGAACCAGACAAACAGAACAAACUGCACUGAGAACAUGAGCUGGAAAUCGAGACCAGAUCGCGACCCUACCCUUCAGAUACAGCCAGUGGGAAGGGCCAGUGAGGGAAAUUACAUCUGCGAGAUGGCCACCAGGGAGGGGAAUUUCCACCAGACCUACCACCUGACUGUGCUAGUCCCCCCUGAGCUGACCGUGUACUGUGACAGCCGUGGGAACCCUGUGUGCAAGGCAGUGGCAGGGAAGCCGGCUGCUCAGAUCUGGUGGGUCCCAGCGAGCAGCUCCAGGCCUGAGGAGGAAGACCAUGGUGACGAGACAGUGACCAUUCUCAGCACGUUCACGGGAAAUGGCACCGAUGUGAAUAGUGCAACCUGCUUUGUGUCCCACCCAGCUAUGAGCUACAACCAGUCCAUAGCCUGCCCCUCAAGUAAGCUUUCCUCUAUGCAUUCUGCAUUCAAAAUCCCAGCAAACGUCUGUGUGCUAAAACAAACAUCAGUAGCACUGGAUGGGUUACAGCAGGAACCAUGCAGCUGAGCUGAAGUUUCCACUGAGCAAUUUGUCAGGAGGAAGAAAAAUAGUGCUGUCAGAACUGAAAAGUGCUCUGUGAAAUUUUAGGUGAGGAUUUGGAUGUUGUAAUCUUCCUUUCCACAGAGAGGGUUAAAUGGAAAGACAGGAUCUGAUUCAGAGGCUCAUGACAUUGAAAGAUGUCAGUUGUGCAUCACCCACGUCUAUUUAUCUUAAUCUGAUAGUACCAUUACUUCUUGCUAAUUAUUGGGUCACACAUAGCUUGCAACAGGAAGACUGAAACCCAGCUGACUGCUUCCAAGAGGCUGGCUAUUAGGUCAAGGCAUUAGUACUUCACAGUGGCUGGGAAAUCGUGUGCAACCAUAUGUACUUUGCUGAAAUACUCAGCUAGAAGAGAGUCAGAGCUGAUAUAUGCUGGUAUGCACAUAUAAGGCCUGCAGCUGGACUGUAGGAAGUGGUAAAAAGGGCAAUCUAAUUAGUGCCUGGACAGCUAAAUACAAGGCUCCUCUGAAGGGGAUGGGGGGUUAUCAUUUAUUCUGAGAUCUCUGCCUGUCACUAUAUUCCAUCUACCUCACAUCAUCCUCCAAAGUACAGUGUAGAGAUAAUAUUGUCUCAAAGAUGUAACCCUGACAGAGAUACAAGAUGAAUGGUCUGUGAGUCAUGUACCUAAAAGAGCAACUGUUUCUCUUUAGACAGUUGGCCAUGGCUUUCUCACCCUGCCAUCAACCUUUCUGGUCUCCUGGGCCUCCUUCCACUUUGGGCUGUUCUUCACCACUGCAUAUUCCGUGAUGACAGGUUUGCAUAUGACACGAUAUGCACAAUCCCUUUGACUAGUCCUGGGGAAGUUUAGAAGGGCUUCUGGUGCUAUAUCACAUCAUACAUAGUCACCUCAGAGUCCGUCAAAAACAGGCUAGUUCAGCACAUGUUUACUGAGCCUUGUCACAGGUCUGUAACACCACAAUUGGGGGGAUGGUCCACACAUGACUGUUAGGGACCUCUUUCCUGCUCCCAUAUUUUUUUCAGAAGCAAAAUUACAAAGGGAAUGCUUAGUUUUUCUGUCUGGCAGAUGGAUCUGAACAAGGCUUGCCAGGCUGUUAACAUUAAGUAAAACAUGCAACAAAACAUAUUUUGGAGCUUUGAGCCAGACUUUUGGACCAUCUGGUCUUACUCAAAUGAAGCCAAGGAAGGCAUGGCCAACAUAGAAAUGCAGGAAGUAUCACAUGAGAGCAGAACAGGUCUACUUUCGUACCUGUUUAGGAUUUCUGGCAGCAAAGUCUACUCUGGCAUAGCUUGGCUGAUUUCUUCAUCUGAGAUAGCCUCUCUGUCAUAAGGUGCAAUUGCUGCCCAGAAUUACAGUACAAACACUGCAGCAGAGGCAGAAUGAACUACAGAGUCCAGGUCCCUUGAGCUUCACACUUCACUGGGCCUCUUGGCAGCUCUCUGUUCAGUACUGGCUGAAACAUGGUUGACUCUGACAUGCUCAUCUUUGAUUAUGGACCAAUAAAGCCUGAUGUUCCUGAGCUGCUCUACAAAAGAAAAAAAAAACUAAAAGAAGGUCUCAGGAGAGGAAUUCUGUUGUUAAAUUCCUAGUGACCAGAAUCACAUUCCCAAACGAACUUAGUCCUGAAACUCAUAGUAUUGAUGUCUUGUUUCCUAGGACAAUGAUGAAUCAGUAAAGCCAAGGCAUCUUCUAUCUGCAGGGCUGUCUGGGGCUAUUUCUAACUCAGCAUCUGAGCAGACAUGAAAGAAAGUCCCAGUAUGUCUCGGUCAACAAUGUGAGAUGCUGCAGGGACUCACCAAUGCCAAAGCAUUCAAGAAAAAGCAGCAAGCAUCCACAGUGCAACCAGUAUAGCUCUGCAGAAACAUGGCAUGCAAGGCAGAUCCUUCCUGGCCUUUGUCAGCACUGUCUUCCAACAGUAAAUGCUGUUACCACCCGUGCAUGUAUCAAUCUUUUCUUACAGAACCAUGCCUAAUAUAUAUGCAAUAGUAAAUUAAUUCAUGUGUAAAAUGAAGUCACUCCUCUUCAAAUGCAUCAUAUCUUAGUGUUUAAAUACGAUGUCUUAUGGGAUAAGGUAAAUCAGAAAGAUGUUCUUCCUGAAUACUAAUGAAUAGCAACCUUCCCAGGAUGAUCGUGCAGGACGGAAGCUAAAUUUGUGCGGCUCUCAUUUUUACCAUAAGGAUUUUAAAGAGGUCAUCAAUAGCUAUGAAAAGAGGAGUAAGAGAGCAAAUUUGACCCUGAGCAGUUACUGCUACUUGAUGCAUAGAAGCUAUUACAGUCCUGAGCCUCACUCUCUCAUUUACCUCUUUGCAUAAUCCAGAGAGCUGCAGCCCACAGAACACUGCUCUUUAAUAUUGAUUUCUUUAAACAGAUUACUGGUCCUAUUGCAAAACGGACCUCAAGUUUAGUCUUUUCAUGAUGAUGUACUGCCCCUUCUAAGCUGCUAAACAUAACUGUGCCUCUUCAUGGUUUCUGAACUUAUAUUUUGAGUAGGCCUGCCUAGAGCUGAAUACUACUACAUGCCUGAGAUUUCAGAGGAACCACAGGUAUUUCAGACCAACCUCACUCCUUCAUGCUCCCUAAAAAUCCAGGUCUCGUUGGUAUUACUGUACAAAAGUCUCUAUUCCCAACUAUAAUCUAUCUGGAGAUC
Molecule: messenger RNA, 3455 nt
Organism: Dromaius novaehollandiae (emu)
Lineage: Eukaryota; Metazoa; Chordata; Aves; Casuariiformes; Dromaiidae
Product: cell surface glycoprotein CD200 receptor 1-B-like
Exons: 3
Biological process (GO): regulation of neuroinflammatory response
Cellular component (GO): external side of plasma membrane
Molecular function (GO): signaling receptor activity
Source: RefSeq, a predicted model, not a curated record